Messenger RNA from Pistacia vera, 1826 nucleotides. RefSeq names its product E3 ubiquitin-protein ligase RDUF2-like. The record is from RefSeq and is a predicted model, not a curated record. Gene Ontology annotation, cellular component: cytoplasm. NCBI's taxonomy places the organism in Eukaryota, Viridiplantae, Streptophyta, Magnoliopsida, Sapindales, Anacardiaceae. Gene Ontology annotation, biological process: protein ubiquitination. The transcript has 2 exons. Gene Ontology annotation, molecular function: ubiquitin protein ligase activity. Bases 180 to 1184 code for a protein of 334 amino acids.
CUUUACUCCUAUAUCUCCCUCCCUCUCUCUGCCGCUCAGUGAAAUUAGGGUUCUUCAAAUUACUGAAUCUUUCUUCGAUUAUCUGAAAAUCUCACCACAUUUUAAGAACAAUCGUUGUUUCUAAUUGAAGAAAGGAGUUUUCUUUUAGAGCUUUGUUCCUCGAAUUUAUCUGUUUGUCGAUGGCUUCAACGGGAUCCUCGUACUGGUGCUAUCGUUGCAGUCGGUUAAGCCGGAUUCGGGGCCGGACGCAAGAUACGAUCGUCUGCCCUGAUUGUGGCACUGGAUUUAUCGAGCAAAUCGAAACGGGUUCCCAAUCUCCUCCGCCGAGAUUCAUGGCCGCGUCCAUGUACGUCGACGGAUCACAGAAUCAGGAACCUUUAACGAGCCCGAGGCUACGCAGAACCCGGAGAAACGGUGGAGAUCGAUCUCCUUUUAACCCCGUCAUCGUCCUACGUGGACCUCAAACCCCUGAUGGUGGAAAUGACGAAAAUGGUGCUGAGAGGGGAAAUUUUGAGCUUUACUACGAUGAUGGAUUAGGGUUGGGCCUUAGACCCUUACCCUCGAGCAUGUCGGAGUUCUUGAUGGGGUCAGGGUUUGACCGGAUUCUUGACCAGUUAUCACAGUUGGAAAUUGACGGAGUUACACGGUUUGAUAACCCUCCGGCCUCGAAAGCAGCGAUCGAGUCAAUGCCGGUGGUCAAAAUCGUCGAGUGCCACGUGGCAAAAGACUCACAUUGCGCGGUUUGUAAAGAGGCGUUCGAGCUUAAUUCAGAGGCUCGUGAGAUGCCAUGUAAGCACAUUUACCACUCCGAUUGUAUUCUUCCUUGGCUUUCAAUUCGUAAUUCGUGUCCUGUGUGUCGGCAUGAAUUGCCGAGGGAAGGUAAUAUCCGUAAUUUGCGAGAAUCCGGUAGGAUUCGUGACGAAGACACGGUGGGGUUAACUAUAUGGAGAUUGCCAGGUCGCGGUUUUGCUGUUGGGAGGUUUAGUGGCAAUAGAGGAGCUGAUGAAAGAGAUUUUCCUGUUGUCUUCACUGAAAUGGAUGGUAGGUUUAACAAUGCUGGUGGUGCCCCGAGAAGGAUUUCCUGGGUGCCUAGUGGAAGGAGAGCUAGAGAGAGACGGGGAUUUGGUCGUGCUUUUCGCAAUUUCUUUUCGAUUUUUGGGCGGAUUAGAUUUUCCAUAUGUUAACAGAAGCUCACAGUUGGGAAUGGGCCAUGGCCAUUAAUGUGGAUAUAGGUAAACUGGCACAUCUACUGCUGGAUCAUCUUGAAUCUUGUUAUUCAAAGUCAAAACGUUAUUUUGUGCUAAGAUAUGGAUAUUGGGUCACAAUGGAUGAUUUUGAUUGAAUAACUUGGUGCCCUUUACCUUGUAAGUGUUUAUCAAUUUCUUUCAUGCUUUUGGGUGUCCAUUAUUUGAAAUUUAUUCCAUUUUAUGUGGCAUAUAGAGGUCUUAUUAGUGAACUUAAAUUUAUUAUCUUGAGGACAUUUUUCUUUGGAAAUUUGCUUUUUAAUCAUUAAGGCUUUUCAUUCGUGGCAAAAUUUUAUUUUUAUGUUUCUACCUAAUUGAGAGAAUAUGUGAAGAGCUACAAAAAUUAUGGUGGCGUGACAUUGUGAUUCUUUUACACAGGUUGUUUAUAACUUUGUGUUGAAAUGUAAAACGGUUGCACUCUAUUUUGCUUGAAAUUCCAGCAUUUUCCUCCAAUUACAGAUUCAUGAAAUGGCAAGAAUACCGAUUAAUGAUAUGUGUAAUGUCUUAUUAUUCAGAGCAUGUUUCGCAUCAGAAAUAGGGGACGAAUUAUUCUAUAACAAAUUUAAAACUUGGACGUUUUAU